This is a messenger RNA of Morus notabilis, 724 nucleotides long. RefSeq names its product jacalin-related lectin 3. Bases 48 to 500 code for a protein of 150 amino acids. Lineage: Eukaryota; Viridiplantae; Streptophyta; Magnoliopsida; Rosales; Moraceae. The record is from RefSeq and is a predicted model, not a curated record. The transcript has 3 exons.
AUCCAUAUUCUCCUUCUCUCUACAUUUUCAUUCCGAAAGUGCAAACGAUGUCGCUAGAAAAAUUUGGACCAUAUGGAGGGCCUGGUGGUGUAGCUUGGGACGAUGGCAAAACGCACACUGGAGUUUCCAAAAUCUCCCUUUCAUAUAAGCCGGGUGAAGGCAUUGGAAGUUUUACUGCAUUCUAUAAGGAGGAUCCCACUACGGGAAUCCCACAUCCAACUGGUGACGAUACCUAUAUAAGAGUGAAUAUUAAACUAGAAGAAGGGGAGGUCAUAACGAAAGUGAGUGGCUACAUUGGUGUUGUGCCCGGUGCCGACACAAAGACUGAAGUCAUACGCUCGCUCACAUUUACCACCAACGAGAAUGAAUAUACAUAUGGGACUGCACAAGGAAGAGCUUUCAGUAGCCGACCAAUCCUAACUAAUUCCCUCAUUGCUGGAUUUGUCGGAAGAACCAGUACUGAUUUUCUGAGUGCCAUUGGAAUUUACGUAUCAUCUUAAAAUAAAACAUGACGUCUCUAGAUGUCUUGGCUUUCGGUUGUUUAAUAUAUAAUAAAUAAAUUCAAAUCACCAAGAGUAUAAUGGUAGUAUUUGUUGGUGUUUACUGACUAGUAUUACCAUGAUAUACGCAAGGAAUGGUUUGAGCAUGCUUAAAAUAAGCUCUCUAUAGAGCGAGCUCUCUUCGUAGAGCUUCUUCUUGUGUGUAUAAUAUAUGAUGUAUUCAG